Messenger RNA from Rhinichthys klamathensis goyatoka, 937 nucleotides. It is a transcript of the gene ropn1l, whose product is annotated as rhophilin associated tail protein 1-like. The coding region runs from base 136 to 783 and encodes 215 amino acids. NCBI's taxonomy places the organism in Eukaryota, Metazoa, Chordata, Actinopteri, Cypriniformes, Leuciscidae. The transcript has 6 exons. The record is from RefSeq and is a predicted model, not a curated record.
UGUGAAAAACAGAGAUGCAAGUCGCUGCUGUCCUAGGAUGACAAAGUAGUAUACUACAAAGUACUAGGAUAUCUUUAUUAAGAAGGACCAAGGACAUAACUCUGUAUUUAAAAUAAACUUAACUGAAAGUGAGUGAUGCCUCCUCCUGAAACAAUGUACUGCGCCCAGCAGAUCAACAUCCCCCCAGAGCUGCCUAAUAUUCUAAAGCAGUUCACCAAAGCUGCAAUUAAAACACAGCCAUGUGAUGUGCUACAAUGGGCAGCAGACUAUUUUUCAGCUUUAUCAAAAGGUCAGGGCAUAUCAGUCAAGGAGAGACUGGAAAUGCCAGUGGCAACUCAGAAAACAGACACAGGACUGACACCAGGCCUUCUAAAGAUCCUUCAUCAACAGCUAGCACCUAACAAAGUCAUUACAAAAGAGGAGCUCAUUUGGAAGUGGAAAGAUCUGUGCUUGCCAAUUGAACAGCUUGACACAAUCCUCGCCCUUGGCAACUUCAGUGAAAAUAUCAAUUGGAUGCAGUUUUUUGCUUUAGGAUGCAGUGCGUUGGGUGGGGCCAUCAUGAGUGCUUUGCAACAUGCAUGUGAAAUUCUCACAGAGGACUCUGAGGGUGGUUCAGCCCAGAUUCCUUUCGACACAUUUCAGAGGCUGUACACAUACUUGGCACAUCUGGAUGGAGAAAUUCCUAAAGAACAGAUCGACAGCUUCUUGCACGGUUUAGAGGAAGAGUGCCAAGGAGGAAUGGUGCAACCUUCAGAUUUUACAAGCUUCCGAAGCGCUGAGUAGAAUCCAAUACAGUUGGUCCUCAGGUGGCAAUAUCUUACAUCACGCUCCAAAAAUAUGGAUCCUAGUUACUACAGUAUGUCCUGUUUGCACUCUUUAUUCUGUAUAUUGUGAGGUCAUUUGAAUAUUUAACCGAAAUAAAUCCUCAAAUCUCCAA